CGGAUCCAUUUCCAUUCCCACUUCCCCCAACGCUUCCCCACACGCUCUCCCACGCUCCUCGCCCGCCGGCCGGCCAUGGCGGCGAUGCCGAUGCCCCGAUCUCUCCUGCUGCUGCUCCUCCUCGCCACUCCCUUCCUCCUCCUCCCCCUCGCCGCCUCAAUCCCCACCUCCAACCCGGACAUCGACCUCGACUACCUCAUCAAGAACGCCGGCCUCGACGACUCCACCCCGUCCACCCCCACCGACGACCCCCAGGACGGCGCUCCGGACUUCCCCGGCCUCGACGCCGACUACAAAGACGAGGACGAGGACCUCUUCGGCGACGACGACGGGCCGGAGGAGUCCUCCCACCCCUCGGCGGCCGACGAGGCCCACGUGCUCCUCCUCACCGCCGCCAACUUCACCGCCGUCCUCGCCGCCCGCCGCCACGUCAUGGUCGAGUUCUACGCGCCCUGGUGCGGCCACUGCCGCGCGCUCGCCCCCCACUACUCCGCCGCCGCGACGCACCUCGCCGAGCAGGGGGUCGACGUCGCGCUGGCCAAGGUGGACGCCACCGAGGACCACGACCUGGCGCAGGCGCACGGCGUGCAGGGCUACCCCACCCUCCUCUUCUUCAUCGACGGCGUGCCCAGGGACUACUCCGGCGAGAGGACCAAGGACGCCAUUGUGGCUUGGAUCGGCAAGAAGCUGGGCCCUGCGGUGCAGAACCUCACCACCGUCGACGAGGCCGAGAAGAUCGUCACCGGCGACGACGUGGCCGUGCUCGCCUACCUCGACCACCUCUCGGGUGCGCACAGCGAUGAGCUUGCUGCCGCCUCGAGGCUGGAAGAUACAAUCAGCUUCUACCAGACCACCAGCCCUGACGUAGCCAAGCUUUUCCACAUUGACCCGGAGGCAAAGCGCCCAUCAGUAGUCCUGCUCAAGAAAGAGGAGGAGAAGUUGACCGUUUUUGAUGGCGAGUUCAGAGCUUCUGCGAUUGCCGAGUUUGUUUCGGCCAACAAAAUCCCAUUGAUCACCACACUCACACAGGAGACCGCCCCUGCGAUUUUCGACAAUCCGAUCAAGAAGCAAAUUUUGCUAUUUGCUGUUGCGAAGGAGUCCUCAAAAUUUCUGCCCAUCAUUAAGGAAACAGCAAAGUCAUUCAAGGGAAAGCUUUUAUUUGUCUUUGUGGAGCGUGACAAUGAGGAAGUUGGCGAACCUGUUGCCAAUUACUUUGGAAUUGCUGGACAAGAGACCACGGUUCUUGCUUACACUGGGAAUGAAGACGCUAAGAAGUUCUUCUUCAGUGGUGAAAUAUCACUGGACACCAUUAAGGAAUUUGCUCAAGAUUUCCUGGAGGACAAGCUCACACCAUCCUACAAGUCUGACCCAGUACCUGAAUCUAACGAUGAGGACGUCAAAGUUGUUGUUGGCAAGAGUCUAGAUCAAAUAGUUCUGGAUGAAUCAAAGGAUGUCCUUUUGGAGGUAUAUGCGCCAUGGUGUGGGCAUUGUCAGUCGCUGGAGCCUAUCUACAACAAGCUGGCCAAGUAUCUCCGUGGCAUCGACUCCCUUGUAAUAGCCAAAAUGGACGGCACAAACAAUGAGCAUCCUCGUGCCAAGCCCGAUGGAUUCCCCACGAUACUCUUCUAUCCAGCUGGGAAGAAAAGCUUUGAGCCUAUAACUUUCGAGGGGGACCGGACGGUGGUGGAGAUGUACAAGUUCCUCAAGAAGCAUGCCGCCAUCCCUUUCAAGCUGAAGCGCCCGGACUCGUCAGCGGCACGGACCGACGGCCCAGGCUCGACGGCCGAGGGCGAGAAGAGCUCCGGUUCGAACCCCAAGGACGAGUUGUAGGGGAUUUACAUACGCCAUUGACAAGCACGAGGUGCUGCUGUCGAAAGCAGGAGGUGGAUAACAAAUAGCUAGGUAUCAACUCGGGGAGUAGAAUUCAAAGCACGGCAAGCUGGGGCGGAGUUAAGGGUGCGGCAGAAUAUAUAGCUAUGGCCAGCUGAGGGAUAAUGGAGGUCUGAAUCUGGAACAGCAAGACAGAAGCUGGCCCCGCACGCAGAGCGUCAUCCCUGGUGGAUAACAUAAAACUUGAUCAGGGGUAAGAAAUCGAAAAUAUAAACAUCUACUCCCUCCGUUCCAAAAUAGAUAACUCAACUUUGUACGUAUUAACUUGGGAGUAUAUCUGAAUCUGUCCUUUUAUGAGUUUAAUAUAAUAAUUUCUUGA
Molecule: messenger RNA, 2209 nt
Organism: Aegilops tauschii subsp. strangulata
Lineage: Eukaryota; Viridiplantae; Streptophyta; Magnoliopsida; Poales; Poaceae
Product: protein disulfide isomerase-like 1-4
Biological process (GO): protein folding; response to endoplasmic reticulum stress
Cellular component (GO): endoplasmic reticulum
Molecular function (GO): protein disulfide isomerase activity
Source: RefSeq, a predicted model, not a curated record